UGUCAUUUUUCGCGCCAAUAUUCCUAAACCUUAUAAAAAAUUAUAAACACAAAAUUACGUUAAGUGAGGUGUUUUUAAUUUUUCGGUUUUAGAAUUGUUUUAAAUUAUAAUAAAAAUAUAAAAAAAUGGCAAACUUAGAAGCUGAUCAAGAACUACGUGAAGCACAAACUCAAUAUCAAGAUUUUUUAGAUGACGAGGAAGACCAAGGAAAAUAUACUCAGCUUAUUAGGGACAUGAUAGCGGAUAAGAGUAAGAGAUUGGUAGUUAAUGUGAAUGAUCUGAGAAAAAAGAAUCCCAAACGUGCCUCAUCUUUACUAAAUAACGCAUUCGAAGAGCAGUUAGUAUUUCAGAGAGCUUUAAAGGAAAUCGUAAAUCAAAUUAAUUAUGAAUAUGCAAAAGACAUUGAAGAAUUUUUCAUCGCUUUUGAAGGAAGUUUUGGAAAUAAACAUGUCACGCCACGUACUUUAACCUGUAGAUAUCUUGGAAACUUAAUUUGUGUUGAGGGUAUUGUUAGCAAAUGUUCAUUAGUUUAUCCAAAACUUGUUAGAAGUGUCCACUUUUGUUCGGCCACUAAAAAGUUUAUCGAAAGAAAAUAUACUGAUUUAACAUCACUUGAGGCAGUGCCUUCUUCUGCUGUGUACCCAACAAAGGAUGAAGAUGGCAACACAUUGGAAACUGAGUUUGGUCUCUGCAGAUAUAAAGACCAUCAAACAAUAUCUAUACAAGAAAUGCCUGAAAAAGCCCCAGCCGGUCAAUUACCUAGAGUUGUUAAUAUAAUUUGCGAUAAUGAUCUUGUUGAUGCAUGUAAACCAGGGGAUAGAGUACAAGUAAUUGGAAACUUCAGAUGUUUACCAAACCAUCAAGGGGCAUUUACUAAUGGGGUGUUUAAAACAACUGUUAUUGCAAACAACGUUAAGUUAUUAAGUAAGGAAACUAGCCCAUCAAUUUCACGUGAAGAUGUGGCCAAGUGUAAAAAUUUAGCCAAGUCAAACAAAAAUAUAUUUAAUCUCCUUUCAAAAUCUCUAGCACCUUCAAUUCAUGGACAUGAGUAUGUAAAAAAAGCCAUACUUUGCUUGUUGCUAGGAGGUGUGGAAAAAGUGUUGCCUAAUGGUACCCGCCUCAGAGGAGAUAUAAACGUUUUACUUAUAGGAGAUCCUAGUGUAGCUAAAUCGCAGUUGUUGCGUUACGUAUUACACACAGCUCCCCGCGCCAUACCUACGACCGGUAGAGGAUCAUCUGGGGUAGGUUUGACAGCAGCUGUCACUGUAGAUCAAGAAACUGGGGAAAGGAGAUUGGAAGCUGGAGCUAUGGUUUUAGCGGACAGAGGUGUGGUUUGCAUUGAUGAGUUUGAUAAAAUGAGUGACAUUGAUAGAACAGCUAUUCACGAGGUAAUGGAACAGGGAAGAGUUACCAUUGCAAAAGCAGGUGUUCAUGCAAGUCUGAACGCGAGGUGUUCCGUUUUGGCUGCUGCAAAUCCUGUCUAUGGAAAGUACGAUCAAUACAAGACUCCCAUGGAAAAUAUAGGUUUACAAGAUUCACUCCUUUCCCGUUUUGAUUUACUGUUUGUUAUGCUGGAUACGGUCGAUGAAAAAACAGAUUUGCAGAUCUCUGAUCAUGUUGUUAGAAUGCAUAUGUACAGAAAUCCUUUAGAGCAAGAUGGUGAAGUUCUUCCAAUGGGUUCCACCGUUGAUAUUUUUAGUACCAACAACCCCGACGAGGAAGAAGUCAAAGAUGUACCCAUGUAUGAAAAGUACGAUGCGCUCUUGCAUGGUUCCAGUCGGAAGAAAAGUGAUAAAAUUUUGAGCGUUGACUUUAUGAGGAAAUAUAUUCAUUUCGUCAAAAUUCUAAAGCCCGCCCUAACCGAUGAAGCUUCCGAAAUUAUUGCCGAAGAAUAUUCAAGAUUGAGAUCUGAAGAAAUGUUAGAUAAUGACGUGGCUAGGACCCAACCAGUGACAGCUCGUUCAUUGGAAACGAUGAUUCGUCUGUCUACGGCUCACGCGAAGGCUAGGAUGUCUCGAUUGGUUACGGCGGAGGAUGCGCAUGCAGCUAUUGAGCUAAUUCAGUACGCUUACUUUAAAAAGGUUCUGGAGAAAGAAAAGAAGCGGAGAAGACGGGACGAAGGGUCUGAAAGUGAGGAUGACGAUGAUGAUAAUGAUCAACAGCCAAAGAGGACCAGGAGAGCGAGAUCAGAAGCUCCAUAUGAUAGUGAAGAGGAACUGGCAACUACGCAAAGCUCAACAAGAUCAACACGCAGUAGACGGGGUGGUCAGAAUGGCACAGCUAUCGACGACUCAGAACCCGUAGGUGGAACCUCAAAUAUGAAUGGCACAAGUCAACACGCCUCGCAAGAUACGACAAUGGAGGUUGAUGAAUCGCCUAGAGAAAUAUCUCAAGAAAGGUUGUCUGCUUUUAAAACGACUUUAUGCAAAGCAUUUCAAGAAAAUAGGACACAAGCGCUCAACAUAUCAAAAGUUAGAGAUUAUGUUAAUGAGGGUAACAGCACACCAUACACUCCCGGAGAAAUAUCUGCUGCUAUUGAGAGGAUGUCUGAUGAUAAUCAGGUGAUGAUGGCAGAUGGAAUUGUUUUUCUCAUUUAAAAGUACAUUUCCUAUUGAUAAUGUGUUUAUUACGUUUAUGUAAACUUUUAAUUAAUAAUUAAUUAUACUAUUUUUUUAAGGUUGAUUGUAAUUUUUUUAUUAUUUUGUAUUUGUAGUAAUUUACCAUAUGCCUAAAACAUCUGUUUAUUUUAAACUACUGUGGAGCCUACAAAAAAAAACCGCUAGCCAUUUAUGUUUUAAAAAAUUAAUUUAUUAAUACGUGUAACCACAAAAAUGUUCAAUUAUUUCAAUUAUUUGAAGAAACUCAGUUAUUUGUAUUUUUAAGUUUUAAU
Molecule: messenger RNA, 2890 nt
Organism: Sitophilus oryzae (rice weevil)
Lineage: Eukaryota; Metazoa; Arthropoda; Insecta; Coleoptera; Curculionidae
Gene: Mcm3
Product: DNA replication licensing factor Mcm3
Exons: 12
Coding region: 126-2597 (823 amino acids)
Biological process (GO): mitotic DNA replication initiation; DNA strand elongation involved in DNA replication; DNA replication
Cellular component (GO): MCM complex; nucleus
Molecular function (GO): ATP hydrolysis activity; single-stranded DNA helicase activity; ATP binding
Source: RefSeq, a predicted model, not a curated record